Medioppia subpectinata is the source of this 909-nucleotide messenger RNA. Lineage: Eukaryota; Metazoa; Arthropoda; Arachnida; Sarcoptiformes; Oppiidae. The record is from the annotation of a GenBank genome assembly.
GCCCGGCAGUUUAAAUGGCGGGGCGGACCCCACACCUGGGCUGUGAUCACCGGCUGCACCGAAGGCAUUGGUCUGGCCUACGCCGAGCAACUGGCAGCCAAAGGUUAUAAUCUACUGCUUAUAAGUCGCAAUGAUGAAAAACUGCAAAAAGUUAAGUCAGACAUCGAGGUAAAAAACAAGUCCGCACGAAAAGUACGUACACUUGCCAUAGACUUCUUCGACACUUCCGACGAGACGUACGACAAGAUUGACCACAUGUUGGACACGUUGGACGAAAUACACGUUUUGGUCAACAACGUCGGCACCAAUUAUCCCAACGAAAAGCCCGAAUACAUGACCAAAAUACCGGGGCUGACACAUGUGAUCAUGAGUUUGAUCAAUGUCAACAUUGUCUCGUGCACACGACUCACAGCCCUAGUGUUGCCACGUAUGGAGCGCAGGGGUCGGGGCGUUAUCAUUAACCUGUCCUCAUUCUCGGCCCUAUACCCGGUGCCCCUCCUAUCCCUAUACUCGGCCACCAAAGUAUACGUAGACUACAUGUCGCGGGCCCUGCAAGAGGAGUAUCGGUCCAGUGGUAUUAUUAUACAGUCGGUGAUGCCUUUCUAUGUGUCCACACGCAUGACCUAUCAUAUGGAGCCCCGCUUUUAUGCGCCCACACCUCACGUGUUUGUAAAACAGGCGCUCCGGACAGUGGGUCAGGAGGACAGGACGGGUGGCUUUUUUAUUCACCGGGUGUGGAGUUUGUUGUGGUUUUGGUCGGCCGUGUUUUCACGCUUUAUCGGCAUUGAUAUACACAUUAAGAUGACAUAUCAUAGGCUUAAGAAUAUCAGGGCUAGAAUUAUGGAGAAAGUUAUCGAGGAGGAGAGCGGCACCGGUGGUGGUGCCGGUAGUGCUGUCCCACUCACUAAC